AUGAAAAAAGUUCUACGACAACAUUCUGCUCGUACGAUCACCGAACUGAGACAAAAGCUUCAAGGAAUAUGGGAUUGUUUUAUACCAAAUUUUAUGCCUCAAAGAACUUCAGCCGUAAUAAAGUAAAAAGUAAAAAUAAAGGUGAUGUUACCCAAUGGUAAUCUUUCAAUUGUUGUCUUGUUAACUUCCCGCAUUUAUUCGCACAUUGUUUAUUUGUUC
Acanthoscelides obtectus is the source of this 219-nucleotide messenger RNA. The record is from the annotation of a GenBank genome assembly. NCBI's taxonomy places the organism in Eukaryota, Metazoa, Arthropoda, Insecta, Coleoptera, Chrysomelidae.